This is a messenger RNA of Aspergillus pseudonomiae, 1488 nucleotides long. Its product is annotated as V-type ATPase subunit a family protein. The record is from RefSeq and is a predicted model, not a curated record. Gene Ontology annotation, molecular function: ATPase binding; proton-transporting ATPase activity, rotational mechanism. Lineage: Eukaryota; Fungi; Ascomycota; Eurotiomycetes; Eurotiales; Aspergillaceae. Gene Ontology annotation, biological process: proton transmembrane transport; vacuolar acidification. Gene Ontology annotation, cellular component: vacuolar proton-transporting V-type ATPase complex; fungal-type vacuole membrane; proton-transporting V-type ATPase, V0 domain. The annotation marks the transcript as partial. The transcript is spliced from 2 exons.
AUGGGGUUACUCCAACGCACCCUUUGGCGAACACUCCGUGGUAACCUCUAUAUGAAUCAGUCCGAUAUCCUUGUGCCUAUUGUCGACCCAACCAACAACGAGGAGAUCCACAAAAGUGCAUUCAUGAUCCUUGCACAUGGCAAAUCCAUUACUGCGAAGAUCCGACAGAUUUCUAAAUCUCUCGGUGCUUCUCUGUAUAGUGUCGAUGAGGACUAUGACCUAAGAAGGGAACAGAUGCAUGAAGUAAGCACCAGAUUGAAUGAUACGAGGAAUGUGGUGGAAAGGACAAAAAAUAUGCUUCAUGCAGAACUGACACAGAUUGCCCCUUUUCUGACGGCUUGGAUGACUAUUAUCAAGAAAGAGAGGGCCAUAUAUGACACGCUGAAUCAAUUCACCUAUGACCAGGCCAGAACGACACAUAUCGCAGAGGCAUGGUGUCCUACUAGCUCGCUUCCAUCAAUCAAGAUGGCUUUGCGGGACGUUAAUGAUCGCGCUGGAUUGACUGUGCCUACAAUUGUCAAUCGGGUCAGAACGAAUAAUACUCCACCCACCUUUGUCAGAACAAAUAAGUUCACUGAUGGCUUCCAGAACAUUGUCAAUGCGUACAAUAUUCCAAAAUAUGAAGAGUCUAAUCCCGGGUUGUAUACAGCUGUUACCUUUCCCUUCAUGUUUGCAGUUAUGUUCGGAGACGUUGGCCAUGGUGCAUUGAUAACCAUCGCUGCCACUGCUAUGAUCUGCUGGGAGGGGACGCUGAAGAAAUCACAGCUGGACGAAUUGGUUCAGAUGGCCUUCUACGGCCGCUAUACCCUGCUAAUGAUGGGUCUUUUCUCCAUAUACACUGGUUUGCUUUACAACGAUGUUUUUUCAAAGUCGUUCACUUUCUUCCCGAGCCAGUGGAAGUGGCCUGACAACAUACGACCAAGCGAAACGAUCGAGGCUUCGCUAAGGGACGGCUAUCGGUUUCCAUUUGGAGUGGACUGGAACUGGCAUGACGCCGAGAAUUAUCUUCUUUUUACUAACAGUAUGAAAAUGAAGAUGAGUAUUCUGCUGGGUUGGAUGCAUAUGACAUACGCACUCUGCUUACAAUAUGUGAACGCCCAUCACUUCCGCCAGAAGGUCGAUAUUAUAGGUAACUUUAUCCCAGAAAUGAUCUUCUUUCAAUCAAUUUUUGGUUACCUUGCCUUUACGGUCCUCUACAAGUGGUCUGUUGAUUGGGAAUCCCGUGAACAGUCCCCGCCGAACCUUCUGAAUAUGUUGAUCUCUAUGUUUUUGUCUCCUGGCAAAGUUCAAGAGCAGCUUUAUGAGGGCCAGGCAGUCGUUCAAGUUAUUCUAUUGUUUCUGGCUUUUAUUCAGAUACCUAUUAUGCUUUUCUUCAAGCCACUCUAUCUCCGCUGGGAGAAUAACAAUGCCAGAACUGUUGGUCGCAGGGCCUUUGAAGAGCGGUCCAGAGAGAGCGUACUGGGGGAGGACAGGUUUCUAGGCGAGCAU